Molecule: messenger RNA, 726 nt
Organism: Penicillium malachiteum
Lineage: Eukaryota; Fungi; Ascomycota; Eurotiomycetes; Eurotiales; Aspergillaceae
Exons: 1
Coding region: 1-726 (241 amino acids)
Source: RefSeq, a predicted model, not a curated record
AUGAAUCCCUUGGAAAAUGACACAUCCCUUUCCUCGACCGUUAAGGACCAUGAUAAGUCAUCGCACAAGUCGAAACAAUCAACACCUACUUCGAAUCAAUCUGAACGACUACCGUCUGUCCGACGUCAGAGUUGCCUGUAUAGAGACAGAUCUCCAGUGGCCGAAGAGAGCUCUUCAGACACAGACGAGAGCUAUUUUGAGAAAGACCGGAGGUCGGGGUGGCAAAAAAUACCCCGUCCUGCUGCCCGGGACGUGUUUCAUCCUGAUUACCCCUUCACCAUAAAAGACCCAUAUGUUCAGCCACAGGAAGUCCUACCCCUUCCAAACUUUACCUAUACCUACAGAAGCUUUGAGGGAUUUUGCGAUUAUAUGUUUCCCACAGAGCCGGAUGAUAAAGUCUCUUGUAUGACUUCCGGCAUAGAACGUUGGGUCAACGAUUACUGUGGAUCUUCAGAGGACAUCGAAAACAGAAUGACUGCAGAGCAGAAGCAAGCUGUACUUGAUUUUUUGGGAGAUUGGUGCCUCUACAAUGACUGGGACUCGCUGAUCGCCACAUUUCCCAACCAACGCUUUCGAUUCCAUACAUUCACCCAGGCCGUCAUCAUGAAGGAUAUCUUUCAGAGUCUUGUCAAGAAUCCGUUCUACUAUAUGGAUUUAGACAAUCAUUGGGACGGACGCUUAGAGACUCUUCCACCUAUAUAUGGAAAGGAGCUAUAUCAAUAUUAG